AUGUCUGGCUCCUACGAUGAAUGUGCAGGUGCUGACGACACCAUGGACAGCUUCUGGGAGGUGGGGAACUACAAACGUGCUGUCAAGAGAUUUGACGACGGCCAUCGGCUUUGCAAUGAUCUUAUGGGCUGCCUGCAGGAACGUGCCAAGAUAGAGAAAGCCUACGGGGAUCAGCUAACUGCCUGGUCCAAGAGAUGGAGACAACUCAUUGAGAAAGGUCCACAGUACGGCUCCGUGGAGAGAGCCUGGUUGGCCGUGAUGACCGAGGCAGAUAAAGUGAGUGAGCUGCACCAAGACGUGAAGAACAACCUGCUGAACGAAGACGUGGAGAAAGUGAAGAACUGGCAGAAGGAGGCAUAUCAUAAGCAAAUGAUUGGAGGCUUCAAGGAGGCCAAAGAGGCAGAGGAGGGCUUUAAGAAGGCUCAGAAACCAUGGGCCAAAAAGCUUAAGGAGAUGGAGACGGCUAAGAAGGCGUACCACAUGGCCUGCAAGGAGGAGAAACUGGCUGCAACCCGAGAGGCCAACGGCAAGACUGAGGCUUCUGUUACGCCAGAUCAGCAGAAGAAACUCCACGAGAAAUGGGACAAAUGCAAACAGGAUGUGCAGAAGGCUAAAGAAAAGUAUGAGAAGUCUCUGGAGGAGCUGAACAAGUGCACUCCACAGUACAUGGAGAGCAUGGAGCAGGUGUUUGACCAGUGCCAGCAGCACGAAGUCAAGAGGCUGACCUUCCUCAAGGAAGCCUUGCUGGACAUCAAGCGCCAUCUUAACCUCACUGAGAACCAAAGCUAUGCCACAAUAUACAGAGAACUGGAGCGCACGAUCCUGGCUGCAAACACACAAGAGGACCUGAAGUGGUUCAGCAACAACCACGGCCCAGGGAUGCAUAUGAACUGGCCUGCCUUCGAGGAGUACAACCCAGACCAGGCCGCUGCUCCUCCAAAGAAGAAGAAGCCAGAUGGAGCCCCACCCACUCCGAGCACCGACCAUGUGGCUCCACCUGGUGACCGUAGCAGUGUGAGCAGCUAUGAUAAGAACCAAGCCUAUUCGACUGAGUGGUCCGAUGAUGAGCAACCCACUGCGUACUCCGGCAAUGAGAACGGUGGCAAUGGGAAUUCGUUCGAAGACGAUUCCAGCACUGGAAAAGGGGUCCGCGUGCGAGCUCUCUAUGACUACGAGGGCCAGGAACAGGAUGAACUCACCUUCAAAGCAGGUGAUGAACUGACCAAGACUGAGGACGAAGACGAGCAGGGCUGGUGUAGAGGUCGUUUGGACAACGGCCGAGAGGGACUGUACCCAGCCAAUUACGUCGAGCCAAUCUAGUCACGUUACUGGACAAGGACAUGCCAUUGGAGGCAGCUUGAACUGUCCCGUCCAAUUGCACCGCACAUAGCCAGAGACUUAAGAGCAACACAUCCCUUGCCCAACAGAUGCGCCAAGCAGUCUUGCCUAAAUAAAACUUAGUAACCUAAAAGACAAUAUAUCAGUAUAAUAUAUUUUAUCCAGCAUUUGGGGUGGGUGGACUUACACAUUUAAAAACAGGAGCAGCAGUUAUUCAAGUAUAUACACACUCAACUAUAACAUCAAGACAGUGCAGGAACACAUUGCUUCUCUGUGUAGCUGUAUUUAACAUAUAAUGCAGCUUAUUUAAACUUGCAGUAUACUGCAGUCUGUUCUCUUGUGAAAAUGGGAAGAUAAUAUAAUCAGUUAUACCCAUUCGACAAAGAUGAGCUUCUCUAACCUGCAUUGUGUAUAUACGGUGUGAUGCCAUUUUGUGUAGCAUUUUUAAUGCUGUGUUUGGUCAGUCGU
Messenger RNA from Stegastes partitus (bicolor damselfish), 1806 nucleotides. RefSeq names its product protein kinase C and casein kinase substrate in neurons protein 1-like. Gene Ontology annotation, biological process: neuron projection morphogenesis; plasma membrane tubulation; cytoskeleton organization. Gene Ontology annotation, cellular component: cytoplasm; endosome; plasma membrane. The record is from RefSeq and is a predicted model, not a curated record. Gene Ontology annotation, molecular function: phospholipid binding; protein binding. The transcript has 9 exons. NCBI's taxonomy places the organism in Eukaryota, Metazoa, Chordata, Actinopteri, Pomacentridae. Bases 1 to 1320 code for a protein of 439 amino acids.